CACAACUUGAUGGACGCUUCCAUCUCCUCCGGCCAACCCGAAUCGAUUUCGUUGGACGAACACCUUUCAUACCCGGUGUUCUCCCAGGAGCAAGAUGGAGAACAAGUCAUCGCAAAAGAAGCCCGGCAGACUCUGCAAGAUCGUCUCUAUGUCGGCAAUUUACACCCAAGCGUUGACGAGUUGCACCAUGUCCUCCAGUGUCCAGGGCACCAUCUUAAAUGUUUGCCCAGAUACGCCCUCCUCCAAAUAUUUUCCAAGUUCGGCAGAAUAACCAAGCUCGACUUUCUCUUCCACAAAACUGGGGCUCUCAAGGGCAAGCCGCGUGGAUUUGCGUUCGUGGAAUAUGGGAGCAGUGAUGAUGCCCUCAGGGCGUUGGGCUCGGCACACGAUAAACUCGUACGAGGACGAAGGCUGGUCGUGACGUUCGCACAGCAAGCGCCGUUAGACCCUGCUACCGGACUCCCGAAGGCACGAAGGUCUAUGGCGGAAGCUGGGCGUCCAACCACACUCAGCAUGAUCAAAUCAGGCGCAGGGAGUCGACAUGGAGGAACGCACGACAAGAUUGCGAUGAUGGAGGCAAAACUGCGGCAGAUGGAACGGGCCGAAGAGUCCGAGUCGCUGGUCCAUCAUCCUUCCCUACCCCCUAAGCCUCUGCCCUCUGACUUACCAGUCAAUCCCGGACUGCACUCUACCGAUAUUGCUGCGAGACAACGACAGACGCAGUCACCACUUCCCAUGCCACCGAAAGUGCCACCGCCGCUGUCGUCGAGUACAAUUUCCUCAAAUAAGGUAAAACCUGCCGUCCGCAAGGCGGGUGCUUUGACUGGGAUCAAAUUUGGAAAACCGAAACCGAAAGCGGAAGAGAAAUCAUCGUGACCACUGUACAAUAAUAUAACACACAUGCUGUAUAUCAUACUUUCUGGGUUAAUGCU
Mycena citricolor is the source of this 932-nucleotide messenger RNA. The record is from the annotation of a GenBank genome assembly. Lineage: Eukaryota; Fungi; Basidiomycota; Agaricomycetes; Agaricales; Mycenaceae.